AUGAACACUCAAAACUUUGAUGAUAAACCCGUUGUUACCAAAUCAAAAAGGGGAAGAAAAGCUCUUGCUGUAAGCGAAGGUCAUAUAGACACAACUGGAAGAACUCAUAUCAUGACAGUUAGAAGGUCCAAUCCCCCGACACCGAAAAAAAAGGCUCCAAAGGCUCCAAAAGCCAUAAAGCAAAGCAAUAAUUAUUGCAGACGAUGCGAGCAAAAUGAUGAAUAUAUCGACGUACUUAAUGAUCGAAUUGGCAAAUUAGAAAAUUUGGUAAAUAAGUUGACUAACGCAACAAAACACAAUAAUAAUUCGCAAAAAAAUCCUCAAACGCUGUCUAAUAUUGGAACGGAAGAACUUUUUAAUCUAUCUAAUCAAAUAA
Messenger RNA from Funneliformis caledonium, 376 nucleotides. Lineage: Eukaryota; Fungi; Glomeromycota; Glomeromycetes; Glomerales; Glomeraceae. The record is from the annotation of a GenBank genome assembly.